This is a messenger RNA of Cetraspora pellucida, 1221 nucleotides long. Lineage: Eukaryota; Fungi; Glomeromycota; Glomeromycetes; Diversisporales; Gigasporaceae. The record is from the annotation of a GenBank genome assembly.
AUGGAUUAUUAUUCUACAUACGAAAGUCUAGAAGAAAACUGGAAUGCUGACCCAAAUGAUCAUGAAUUUAUGUUUACUCAUGAUUAUCUGGCUGCAACAAAAGCAAGAAAUUUGUUAGAAGAUCAAAAACUAAAGCAACAAAACUCACAAUUAGUUGGCGUAUGGGAAGUAGAAUUGACUCCAGAUGAAUCUUUAAACUUAACUGAGUUGAGAGUCUGCUCUAAUCAUUUUAACUUCGAUCAUGGACAACUUCAUUCGUCUGGUACUAAACAAUUAAGGCAUUAUACUAAAGGUGUAGUUAAUAAAAAAAAAAGCUUAUUAUGCAAUAAAUAUAAAACAUUUUUUAGUAGAGGUAAUGAUUGUGUAGACCAUUGUUGGAAUGUAUGUGGAAGAGAUGUUCAAGUCCUAUGUCUUGGUUUAAAAUCUUGCCCCGUAUUUCGAAUAAUUCCAAAGAUUGCUUCGAAAUUUACUAUUGGUGACAGAUAUGUUAGAUAUAUCUGUGCAAAAUGCUUCGAAAAACAUGAUGGACAUCUUCAUAAACAUCUAGGAUUUGGAAAGUCUCAAACAUGUGUUGAGAAUAACCUGCAUACAGAAGACACUAACCAUAUUUUAUGGCUUUUUUCGUCUUGGUUAUUUAACCUCUCAUAUUCUCAAAAUGAGAAUAAAAAAGAAGAGGUAUUGCGGCAUCUUAUAAAAUUAUUAGAAAAUCCAGAAUUAUCGUCAUUAACUUCAAUGGAUAUGGAUUUUAAUUUACCUAGCCCAUUGCUUGUAAAAAUUGGCAUGAAAAUUAAUAGGUUCAAUGAUUACUCGUCUACAGAUAAAAAACUUAUAAAAGUAGAAGAAAGCCGUCAAUUUGGAGAAAUGUUAGGAAAUACAAUAUGUAAUUCUCAUAAAGAUAUUGAAAAAAAUCACCCAGCUAACCUUAAACAAAAAAUUAUGGCAAUCCAAGAUGAACGCGAGAGAGUGUUAUUGUUGUAUGAUGAAUUUGUAGAAUAUAAUCAGAUUAAUAUAGGAAAACGUAAAGUUACCCAAUAUACUGAAGCAUUAUGGCAGCUUGUUGACAAACUUACCUUCGCAUUUUAUCAUCCUGAUCCUACUCAACAUGAUCUUUUUAAGCAUGCUCAGGAAAUGAAUCGAGAUGAAAAAGUUACAAAAGGAAGACAGGUUAAAGAUUUAGUUAAUGUUUUAGCUAAAGAAUAUUUAUUAUUUAAAAAAGAAUAA